Linum tenue is the source of this 1577-nucleotide messenger RNA. Lineage: Eukaryota; Viridiplantae; Streptophyta; Magnoliopsida; Malpighiales; Linaceae. The record is from the annotation of a GenBank genome assembly.
GCCAAUUACUCACUUCCCUUUUCUCCAUUUCCACCGCUCGAGAACAUCCAAGCUAAAGCUGUAAUGGCUAAGAAUACCCACAUAACAGUCAUCCCCUUCCUUCUCUUGAUUUCCAUCUUCCAUUCCUAUAACAACUGGCAAGUCUCCGCCAGGGAAACCCACGCCAGAAGAAGCCAUCAUCAUCACCACCACCAUCAUCAAGCCAAGAAGUCACUCCCUUCCCCUGUUUUCUCCUACUCUGUUUCUUCUUCCUGUGCAUCAUCUCCUCUGCCUCAAGGUGGGUUGAAGAUCUCGCACAGAUACGGUCCCUGCUCACUCCAGGGGAAGCGGCAGGAGCUGAAACAGGGGAGCCACAAUUCACUGUACAACAUAGCCGCCGCCGACGACACAACCGCCACCAAUUAUGCAGUGGAUUCUUCAGAUAACGGAGAAGGAGUAGCAAUGCGGACCUUCGGUCGCUCGCAGGGCGCCGGAAACUUCCUCGUCACCAUCGGCCUCGGCACUCCGGAACGAGAUUUCGAUCUAAUGUUCGACACAGGCAGCGACCUGUCGUGGGUAAAAUGCCAACCCGACGGCGGCGGCGACGGCGGCGUUUUCGACCCUUCAGCCUCCUCCACCUUCAACGUCACCUGCGAUCCCAGCUGCAACUACAGAGUCCCCUACCUUGACCGCUCCAGUUCAACCGGCUACUACGCCAAAGACAGACUCACCAUCGCCGGCGACGAGCUCCCCAAUUUCACCUUCGGCUGCAGCCAGAAAACCUCCGGCAACUUCGGCGACGCCGCCGGAGUCCUCGCCCUCGGACGAUCCAACCCAAUUACACUCAUCUCCCAGACCGCCGCGAUGUACGGCCAGAUCUUCUGCUACUGCUUGCCCACCUUCGACAAUUCAGCCGGCUACCUCCUCUUCGGAAACGGGGCGACCCAUCAAUGUCGAAGCUCCGACAACCAAUUCACCGCGCUCGUCGGCAACCGCGAUUCCCCCAACCAGUACUUCGUCGAUUUCAACGGGAUCACAAUCGGAAGCGCGAGGCUCGACUUCCGAGCUUCUUCUUCCUCCUCGCCGUCGAUGGGGACGACGAUGAUGGACUCCGGGACUGUAAUUACCAAGCUUCCAGCUGCGGUGUACGAAUUUCUGAAAGGUGAGUUUGUGAAAUCGGUGGGGGAAUUUUACCCGAGGGUGGAGAAGGCGGAUAAGUUGGACACGUGCUAUGACAUGGAGGGCAAUUUCAACGCCGCCGUGAUUCCGGCGGUGGUGCUGCAUUUUGACGGCAUGGAUCUGAGGCUGGGUCCGUCGGCGGUGGUUUGGAUGGACGAUGGGUACGGUCAGGUGUGCUUGGCGUUUGCUGCUAAAGAAGAUGAGAAGGAUUCGAACAUCAUUGGGAACCAUCAGCAGAGGGGUUUGAAUGUGCUGUACGAUGUUGAGAAUAGCAGGGUUGAAAUCGGGCCGGGAAGUUGUGGUGGCAACUAAAUUGGGUAGGAAGGAUUUGAUUAGUAGGGCUGUGGUGUGGCUAAGAAUGCCUAAGUUAAGCCCAGUCUUUGAUGUCUAAUUCUGUGUUGGUCCUAAUUGCAAAGUGU